Molecule: messenger RNA, 279 nt
Organism: Trichoplax adhaerens
Lineage: Eukaryota; Metazoa; Placozoa; Uniplacotomia; Trichoplacea; Trichoplacidae
Exons: 1
Biological process (GO): DNA replication
Cellular component (GO): membrane
Molecular function (GO): DNA-directed DNA polymerase activity
Source: RefSeq, a predicted model, not a curated record
GCCGAGCGAGGUCGUAUCGAAGUCUACCUUCAAGGCAGUUGGCAGACAGUUUGUAGUAAAAAUUUCUCUAUUGAAGCUGCUAAUGUCGUCUGUCAGCAGCGAGGUUGGGGCAAAGCUUUUUCCUACGGCACAUUUUACGAUUCAGGAACCGGCAUGAUUGGCUUGGUUAAUGUCAAAUGCACAGGCUAUGAACAAUCCUUGAUUGCUUGCUCUUAUGAAUCAACAAACGUAUCAUCUAUAUGUACUCACAAAGAUGAUGUUGGAGUUUACUGCAGUACA